This is a messenger RNA of Saprolegnia parasitica CBS 223.65, 1953 nucleotides long. RefSeq lists its product as hypothetical. Lineage: Eukaryota; Oomycota; Saprolegniomycetes; Saprolegniales; Saprolegniaceae. The transcript has 2 exons. Gene Ontology annotation, cellular component: membrane. The record is from RefSeq and is a predicted model, not a curated record. The coding region runs from base 29 to 1936 and encodes 635 amino acids.
GAGAUUUUUCUGCUGCAGGAGGCGACCGAUGGCCUUGGUGCCGGACCGCCUGCUGCGCUUCGAGCUCCACAACGUGGUCGAAGCCGACGCCGUCUUGGCCUCGUCUUGCUUUGGCGGCGUCCUCCAAAGCGUCGUGUACGCCGAGCUGCGGCUGCUGGGGCGUGGCGGCGCGCUCCAGACCGCGUGCGUGCAUCCGACCGAAACCUGGCAGCACCAAGUCUUUGAGUUUGCACUGUCCGAGGCCGAGGCAGCGUCACGUGUCUUGCAUGUGACGCUGCAUGCCAUCGACCUCUUUGGCUUCGCCUCUCGUCUAGGCGAAACGCACGUCCCGCUCGGCCCGCUCGACGCCGACAAGCACGUGGCCGAGAUCCCGCUCGUGCUGCCGCUGUUUGAAAGCGACGGCGACAGCACCGUCCAGACGUGCAGCGUCCAUGCCUCCGCCGCCGUCUGGACACGCGACGACCUCGCGAUUGGUGCGACACUCGACGUGUGGGAGUACGAGCGGUACGCCGAGGCGUGGUCGAGCCAAAACCUCCUGCCAACCGACGCCCGGACUGCCCUCGACGACACUGCACUGCCGGUCGUGCCGCCGACGCACGUGCCAUCUCUCGGUUGGUUCCCCGAGGUCCACAGUGGCGACACGCAUGGCUGGUACUAUGCAGCGACGUUUGCCGGACCAUGGCACAACUCGAUGGGCGCGAAUUGCUACUGCCGCCGGCGCCGGCUGCUCCGUCGCAGUCUUCCCGCCGACGUCCAGGCACAGAAAAAGGAGCUCGCUGAUCUGCUUCGACAAGACCAUGCGGUGACCGUGCACGAGCUCUUGGCCGCGCGCGACGCUCUUGCUACGCUUAUGGAGCAGUACCAGCAAGCGCAAAACGAGCACACCGCUGCAAUGGAGCGUCAGCAACGCGAAGCGGCUGCCGCCCUCGCCGCCGCCACUGCGACUCACCAAGCCACACUCCAAGAUGUGACCGACGCGCAUGCGGCGACGCAAGCCACCUUGGCCGCGCGCACAGCCGACGUUGAGGCGCUCCGCGCCCGUAUCGCCGAACUCGAGCUCGAAACGAGUCGGUGGCGGUACGCCAAUGAACAGCGCAUCUCGAAAAAGCAACUCAAGGUCGACUCGCGCCUCAAGUCGCUCAGCAUGGCGCCGCGGCUCCUGCGUGUGCAGCUCGUGCGCUGCGAAGACCUCGCGGCCGCCGACUCGGCGCUCAUGGGUGGCAAGAGCGACCCGUACGUGACGUUUUACCUCGGCGACAAGAAAGUCAAGAGCACGCAGUUUUCCAACGAGCUCAACCCGGUCUGGGACCACGAAGUCUUUGAGUUUCAGAUUACCGAGGGCGCCAUGUACACGGAGGUGCUGCAAAUCGUCGUGUCGGACCACGACACGGUCGGCGCCGAUGAAGUGAUUGGCACCGCGUCGGUGGCGCUCCAGCCGCUCGAGGACUCCGCUGCCAACAACAACUGCAACACCAACAAGGGCAACAACGAUACCAACAUCAAAAAGCAAGACGCCGCCGACGAGGUCGUGCUGCCACUGGACAUUCCGUCCGAGUUUUCUUCCCAGCGCGUCCAUAGCAGCAUCGUCUUGCGGUUUGAAGUGCUGCCGGGACCACCGGUGACGACGCUCCAAGUCUGGGAGAACGAGCGCUACGCGAGCCGCAAGUGGUCGUCCGCGCACUUGCUGCCGUCCGAGCGCCAGACGUGGAGCGUCGGCUCGGCGUCGCAUGCGUCUCGCGACAACGUCGCACCGCCAUUGCCGCCGUCGACUGAAGGCAGUGCACUUGGCUGGACCAUUGACCGCACCCAGGGCGACGUCCACGGCUGGUUUUACGCCAAGUCGUUUGAAGGCCCUUGGGUCAACACGUCCAACUCGUCGAGCGUCGUGCGGCGUCGCGUGUGGAGCAACCCGUGCCAUGCCGCGAUUGUGUCCUAAGACAUCGGACUUUCUUG